Molecule: messenger RNA, 6518 nt
Organism: Homarus americanus (American lobster)
Lineage: Eukaryota; Metazoa; Arthropoda; Malacostraca; Decapoda; Nephropidae
Product: zinc finger MYM-type protein 4-like
Exons: 22
Coding region: 115-5109 (1664 amino acids)
Molecular function (GO): DNA binding
Source: RefSeq, a predicted model, not a curated record
GUGUCUUGCGGGCUUGUUGUAUUAUGGCCGCCAAAACGAAGCUGCCGUAGCACUAUACUCCCUCUACCACGCUGUCAUCAAGUAAUAAGAAUUGAUUGGUGAAAGUGUUUUGCCAUGGAAGAUAGCCAGAGAGAGAGCAUGGAAGUUGAUCCUCCAGAGGAAACAGUAUCUGCUGAAAAUUCAAGUGCGGAAAAAAAUAUUGCCAGCAAUAUAGAGAUAACAGGGCCAUCAAAAGAGAAAGACAAUAGCUCAAAGGAUCUUGAAGCAGAUGGGGACUGCAGUAGUGAAAAAGGUUCUAAGACAUUGAAUAAAGGUACUGGUGAAGAGGCUAGUAUUUCCUCUCCUAGCAAAGUAAAUGACAGCUCAAAUGAUGAAAGUUCAGCAAAUGUCGAUCCUUUAGGAACAGAAAGUGGAAAUAGUGAUUGUGAAAAAGACAAUGAAAACAGUGAAGGAAACCAGAGUGAUAGUUUAUCAAAUUCAGAUGGUGUUUGUACAAAGAACAAUUCUGAAGACUCUGCUAGUCAUCAGGCUGACCAACAGCAAUCUAAAAGUACUUUCAAUGCCUCAGUGUCUGAAAAAGAUGAUGACACAACGCACACUAUCAUUUGCAACUCUUCCAACAGCAUUUUGGAUUCCAAUGUGCUGUCAGAGGAGGAUAAUCUUGCUGAUGAUGACGAUGGUCCAAUGGAAGUAGAUAAGGAGGGAGGAGAUGUAAUAGAACUAGAUAAGCAGGGAGGAGAUGUAGUGGAAGUAGAUAAACAGGGAGAUGUAAUGGAAGUAGAUAAGCAGGGAGACAUAAUAGAACUGGAUAAGCAGGGAGAUGUAGUGGAAGUGGAUAAGCAGGGAGGAGAUGUAGUGGAAGUGGAUAAGCAGGGAGGAGAUGUAGUGGAAGUAGAUAAGCAGGGAGGAGAUGUAGUGGAAGUAGAAUUGCAGGGAGGAGAUUUAGUGGAAGUAGAUAUGCAGGGAGGAGAUGUGGAAGCAAAUAAACAGGGAGGAGAUGUAGUGGCAGCAAAUAAACAGGGAGGUGAUGCAUUGGAAAACGAAAAGCAGGGAGAAGAUGUAAUGGAAACAGAUAGGGCCAAAACUGAUAAGGAAGGAGGUAAUGAAAGAUUUGGGAAAGAAAAAAGCAGAAGUGAAGAAAAAGAUGGUAAUGACACCGAAAAUAGAAAAGAAGACAGUGAAGAGGACAUUGUAGAAGUUCCAGUGUACAAAAAACCUGCAGUUGUUGUAGAUUUAGCACUUGAUGACGAAGCUGAUGAUACGAAUAAGGAUGAUAAAACUUCAGACAAGAACAGCAGUGGGGAAGAGUCUAACACAGAAGGAAGUAGCAGAAGAAUUAAGCUCCGGUCGUUAGCUUCUUUAGUUGACACUCCAAACGAAGAAUCAUCAAAUGUCGUGAUAUCCACAGUGCACCCGGACGUUCCAGCUAUUGGAGAAAUAGUUGAGCAUGGUGUUAUUAUAGGCUCUGAUGAAAUGGGUGGGCUGCAGCUGCGAAUUUCCAAUGUAGUGGGUGGAGAAGAUUGUAUAACUGGUCUGUCCCUGGAUGAAGACCGCGAUUCAUUCUCUCAUAUCCAGAUCUCUUCGGUAACUACACUUAUGGAUCCCAUGAGCCCAGAAGAUCCCAAUCAGGGGAAAGAUGACAGUGCUACUGCUAAGCCAUCUGAUAAAGACACUCCCAGCAAGGAAAAUUCUAGUUCACAAGAAUUGCCCGAGACUGAAGUUAAUAACGCUGACAAGUCAAGUGAUGCCAUUGAGGAUAUCCAGAAAGAUACAACAGAUGAAUCCAACACUAGUGGGAUUAAAAUUGUUAACUCUGAAAGCCUUUCAUCAAAAAGCUCUGAUGGAAAAGAUACAGACAAAGCUGAGUCGGCUGGCCCCAAAAUUCGUCUUAGCAGUGCUGUCUCGGAAGUUGCUAAGGAUACAGGAACCAGUGAUGAGGCAGCCAGUACGGCAAAAUUUAUAUAUCACAUUCUACGGAGUAUCCUCACUGUGAACAGGGAGUGUGUUGCAUGUUGCAAGAGUAAGAGAUGUGACUUUCGCAUCACCAAGAAGAAUGAGAGUGGGACGUUUGCAUUCUUGUGUAGUGCAGAAUGUAGAACUCGGUGGACCUCAUCCCUCACGUCCGAUCAUGUGGUGGAAAAACCUCGUCUGAUAUUUGAAAAGAUGUGUGGAAUGUGUGGGAAGGACCUAGUCAAUGUCUCUCGUAGUGGGCAGUACUCGUGGGAGACCAGAGAAUUUUGCACAAAAACUUGUCUGACUUCACAUCUCAAUGAAGUUGCUGGAGAAUGUCACACGUGUCGUGAAAAGGUAAAAUCUCUAUUCAUCGGGAAGUACUGUGUUCGUUUUGGAUCGGAUAUUCACCAAUUUUGCUCCAAUACAUGUCUGGAAAGGUAUAAAACGAAGAUCAAAGUAUGCUGUUACUGUCAAAAGAAUCUUGAGAAAGUACAAAAACUUACUUCAGUGGCAAAUAAAGAAUAUUGCAGUAUGAAGUGUCUAAAGCGAGCACAGAGGAGGGACAUAGGCCAACAGAAUUAUUGUGAACAGCAUUCUUGUACAGUGUGUCAGACAGAAGGUGUAAACCGAUAUGAGUUUAUGUCAAAUCAAGAGCCUUACCAACUCUGUUCUGAUCCCUGUCUUAAUGUUUACAAAUAUGUCAACAGGGUCAAAGCUGUUGCCUGCUGCUUGUGUUUCCGUGUGUUGAAUGCAGAGGAUGUGUGUCACUACCUCUAUCAUGGAGGGCAUCAGCUACGAGUCUUCUGUUCAGAUUCCUGUGUUAAUGUCUUCAUUCUUUCCGCUCGCAAAAUUGUCGUUUGUGAUACUUGUAAGGUGAAAAAAUACAACUUCGACAUGAUUCACCGUCAGGUAGAUGAAGACUUCAGAGAUUAUUUCUACUGUUCAUUGAAUUGCCUUAACACCAAAGAUUUGUCUCCUUUGACAAAAAAUAGCACCAGCAGUGAUGUUUCCUCAACAACCACAACAACAACAACCAACAACACAGCAUCAACCAAUUCCUCUGAUGCCCCAAUCACCCCCUGUAACAUGUGCAAUAAUAUGGCUAAAGCUCAAUACCACAUGGUCAUGUCAGACAAUACGCUUCGGAGCUUCUGCCGGUACGCCUGUGCUACCAAAUACAAAAACACUUAUGGCUUCCAAGUGAAUGGAAUACAGACAGACUCGACACAAAAUUCCACUGCGUUACCGCCUAUAAGACCAAAACCUUCCACCCAAGUGACUGCCACUAUAUCAGCUCUGCCAUCUGGGAAUGAGGCCACAAUUCAGGCUAAGAAGAAUGCAGUCAAUGAUGUUUCUCAGGAAGUUGUCAAUAGAGAUGAACAGGCACUUCAAAAUUCUGAACUACAUUCCGCAACAUCUGAAUUGUUAAAGCUGCUAACCCCUCCCACGAUGGUGAAUAAGAUGACGUCUUGUCGCCCAAGUACUCUUACAAAGGGCGUGUACUGUAAGCCACACCCCUGGCAUAGACAGACUCAAACAGAUUCAUCAGGCAUCAACUGCAGUCUCUUUACAUCUGAACCACCACCCAUUAUUCCUGUGCCUAUUCCCGUCUAUGUUCCUGCACCAAUGAUGAUGUAUAAUGCACCAUACCCAGUCCCAUUAUUUGUUCCAAUACCACUUCCGGUGCCAAUCUUUAUACCUACAACAGCCAAGACUUCAGAGGAUAUAAAAAGAAUGAUGAAGAAAAUCCAGGAUGAAAUGCCUUCAGACCCUUAUGAGGCAGAGAUGCUACUUCUGGCCCGGGCAUCAAGUGAGAGUGCAGAAAAUGAAGCAAAGAACGAGCAAACUGAGAAGCUUACACUCCCGGAUGAGAGUGAGAAUGCUGAUGAUGGAGGAGGAGAUUUAUCGUCCUUAGAGAACUUUACUACCUAUUCUGGAGGAAACGAAGUAGAAAAUGAUGAUUUGAGUUGCACAGAUGUGACUUGCCUCAACACAAUAGAAGAAGAUCUACCGAGGUACCCACUUAGACUCUUUGAUGAAAUGGAAGUGUCGUCAAACUGUAGUUCUUUGCCAAAUGACAUUGAUUCCCAAAAUGAAGAUAUUAGAGGUAAGAGACAAGCAUCCAUCGAUGAUCGAAGGAGACCCAGAAAAAGACUUCGGCGGACAGACAGUAGCGACUCUCAGUCCAUGUCUGACCCCGAUGACCCUGAUCCUGAGCCGGAGCCAGAACGUGAAGCAGAGCCCGAGCCCGAACCUCUCUUAGAAGAAGAGUAUCAGGGACCGUACCUAAAUAAAGUGUAUGGUCUGGCGGCCUGGAAGAGCUGGGUAACGGGAAAGAAUGCGGAGCUAGCGGGGGUCUCGUCCUCCCGCAGUAUGAAACUAGUCUCAGAGAACUUGCUUUCCAUGAACUGUGAAGAACUCAACUAUGCCCUCUGUCUCUUCCUCAAAGAUCUGAGGAAACCCAAUGGGGAAGCCUACCAGCCAGAUACCAUCUUUUACCUCUUACUGGGCAUUCAGCAGCACUUAUUUGAGAGUGCAAGGACAGACUGCAUCUUCAUGGAUUUUGGCUUUGAGAAGUUCACCAACAGCGUUGAUGAAAUUGCCAAGACAUUUUUAGGCCUUACAUCGCCAAGUUCGGUUGGAGUGACGAGAAUAACAGAAACUAUGUUGUGGGAGUGCAGGCAGCUUGGUGCACACACUCCGCAAGUUCUUCUAAACACACUUUUCUAUUUCAACACAAAAGUUUUUAAACUCAAGACUGUAGAGGAGCACCAAGCACUGUCGUUUGUACAAAUUGUGAAACAGUGGAAACGGACAAAUGUCGGGCAGGAAGGCACUGUCACGAGAACGACUCUACUUAGAUAUUAUCCAAAGAGAUCUAUGGAUGAAGGUGGAAAAAUGAAGAGAAAUUAUGAAAUGCACGAGAAUAGAGACGACCCCCUAAGAUGCCCUGUCAAGUUGUAUGAAUUUUACCUUUCUAAAUGUCCUGAGAGUGUGCGCAACCAACGGCAUAUGUACUAUGUAUAUCCUGAGCGAUCUUGUGUUCCUGAUUCUCCGACCUGGUUUUCGACUCAAGUUGUCCAGCCAGCCACUAUCUCCAAGAUGUUGCAUCGUGCUCUUAUGGUGAGAGAAGUACAAGAGUCAAUAAUGGAAUAAAGGCAGUGCUAUAUUGUUAGUACUACUGAAAACUUUUAUAACAGGAAGUCACCUCUCAAAGUGUGUAGGGUGCUGGAAAAACUCUGAAGAUUUUCAAGUGUUGUAGUGUCAGUUAUGCAUUACAGCUUAACCCCCAGUGUGUGUACAUGACUCAGAUUACUUAUGUAAAUACCUGUACUGUAUUCUUGAGCACUUUUGAUACACUGAGGUGCAGGUUUUUCAAAAUUAUUCUUUUUUAUUUUAUAUAUUGACUGUCAGUUGACUUUGAUUACAUUGCACUAGUAAGGUAUGAAUUAUUUUAAUUAUUAUUUGAUCUAGACUACAAAUUACUCCAUAAUCCAUUGGCUGGAUUAGAGAAGUACAAUUUGGGAAAACGUACAUUGCAUAUAUAUCAUCAUCAUCAUCAUCAUCAUCAACAACAUGAACAUCAACGUUUUCCUGCUGUUUUCCUUGUUUGUUUUACCAAGGGUUCAGCAGGUGGAUGGGGUGAGUAGUUAUCUUACAAAAUUAUUUAAUGGAAACGUUGGGAAGUCCCUUCUGCUUGCAAGGAGCCCUCGCUUCCUUUGUAAAAUUCUGCCAAACCAAUCUGAUGUAAUUUCCUGAGUAAUCCAAUCUCAUUAGUUACUCUUGCAGGUCAGGGGCAAGAUUAUUGCAUGGGGAUGGGCUUUCUAGUACCUCAUAUUUUUGUAUGCCUGCAGCAUUAACAUACACAAGCACAGUAGCUCUGUCUAUGGUGUCUUUUCCACCUGACACAUCACAUUCAAAACUACCGGCCAGUGUUCAUAUAGGUGUAUAGUGCCAGAAGAAGCCAAUCUCAUGAGAAUAGAUCUAAUCAGGGCUCAAAUAUUCAUUUUAACUGAUUUGGAAAAAAAAUCACAUACUCUAAUGCAACAUCUUUUCUCCGUUGACUUGGAGCCAGAUAAUGUUAUUCCUCUUCUUAUAUCUCUUCAACCAACCAACAAUGUAGUCACAACAAUCUUUAAUUUUUGACUGUUCAUGAAAUUGGUUAGCUUUAGCACACAAAAUUGUCCUGAAAUGUAAAUUUUUCCAUACUGGCUGAUUUAACUUCAAUAAGGUUUAUGCUUUUGCUCAUGGCCAUGUCUGUCUGUCUCACUAUCAGCAUAAAACUUAAGUCUUUUGUUACAUUUCAUCAUCUAAGUCAUAAAUUGUUGGUUCCGAGACCAUACUGGUCACAGUUUACUUGUUGACUGACAAUUAUUGAGUUAAUGGAAUUUCAUCUUUUUCUUUGAUAUUAAGUACUUAUGUUUUCUUUUAACACCACUGCACUCACUACCACACUUUUGUGUUUGGUUUUAAGUAUUUUACAAUCCACUAUGUUUUCUUAGUAACAAAGGAGUAAUAUUGGCAGCACAAGUGUACAGGUGAUACUGAGUGAAGGUCCAACACCC